Messenger RNA from Rhinolophus ferrumequinum (greater horseshoe bat), 3032 nucleotides. It is a transcript of the gene GALNT8, whose product is annotated as polypeptide N-acetylgalactosaminyltransferase 8. Lineage: Eukaryota; Metazoa; Chordata; Mammalia; Chiroptera; Rhinolophidae. Gene Ontology annotation, cellular component: Golgi apparatus. The record is from RefSeq and is a predicted model, not a curated record. The transcript is spliced from 11 exons. Bases 156 to 1934 code for a protein of 592 amino acids.
UCAGGAGAAGCCAGGAAGCGUGUGACAGCUUUCCUAGUCAGAGAACAUCUGGCUCAGUAGGCAAGGUGUCAUCUAUGCAGCCGGCGCAGACCAGGCUCAGCCUGCCUGGGCAGUGACACGCUCGGUCCCACAGGGGGAGGCACAGCCGAGACAGUAUGACGCUCAGGAGAAAUGUCUACAAAGUUCUGUGCUUUGGGCUGAUUCUGGUUAUUGCCUACAAUCUCUUCCUGGUGUUUUAUACCAAGGCGAUUUUACAAAAGUUGAUUCUGAGUAGUCUCCAAAAGGAGCUCCAUUUGCCACUGUCUGAAUGGAACGGGACUGUGAUAAAGAGACUCUCACACUUGGAGUUGGAUUUUCAGCAUCUGAAAAAAAGUGUGCAAUUGGUUGUGAAGCAACAAGAACGUGUGGACAACAUACUGGAGAGGGUGGAAGCCAAGGCGAGUGAGAUGAAGAAGCAGAAACCCAGAGAGAAACUCUUCCCAGACUCACUGCUUUUCAAGCAGUGGGGGGAGGAUCUUCCUGAGGCUGAGCAGAAAAAGGCCCAGGACCUCUUCCAGAAGUUUGGUUACAAUGUUUACCUCAGUAACCAGUUACCCUUCAAUCGUCCCAUCCCAGACACACGAGAUUCCAGGUGCCUUCAGAAGACAUAUCCUUCCCAGCUCCCAUCCCUCAGUGUCAUUCUCAUAUUCGUGAACGAAGCUCUGUCCAUUAUACAACGGGCCGUCACCAGCGUCAUCAACCGGACCCCCUCGCGACUGUUGAAGGAGAUCAUCUUGGUGGAUGAUUUUAGCUCAAAUGAAGAACUAAAGGCAAACUUGGAUGAGAAGAUUGAACUUUACAACCAGAAGUAUCCAGGACUACUGAAAAUAAUACGGCAUACCGAGAGAAAAGGUCUUGCUCAAGCACGCAACACUGGCAGGGACGUGGCCACGGCCGAAGUGGUUGCCAUCUUGGAUGCUCAUAUUGAAGUAAACGUUGGGUGGUCAGAGCCCAUCUUGGCUCGAAUUCAGGAAGACCACACCGUGAUUGUGUCUCCUGUGUUUGAUAAUAUUCGUUUUGACACCUUCCAACUGUAUAAAUAUAAUUUGGCAGUUGAUGGGUUCAACUGGCAACUCUGGUGCCGCUACGAUCCACUGCCAAAGGACUGGAUUGAUCUGAAUGAUGUCACUGCUCCAGUGAAGAGUCCUUCCAUCAUGGGCAUCCUGGCUGCCAACAGGCUCUUCCUGGGAAAGAUCGGAUCUCUGGAUGGUGGGAUGCUGGUCUAUGGAGGAGAAAAUGUGGAACUUAGCCUGAGGGUGUGGCAGUGUGGAGGGAGAAUUGAGGUCUUGCCCUGCUCCCGGAUUGCUCACCUAGAGAGACACCACAAGCCCUAUGCUUUGGAUCUGGCACCUGCCUUGAUGCGCAAUGCUCUGAGGGUGGCUGAAACCUGGAUGGAUGAGUACAAAGACAUGGUCUACUUGGUCUGGAACAUACCUCUCCAGAACUCUGGAAUCGAUUAUGGAGACAUUUCUUCCAGAAUAGCACUCCGUGAGAAACUGAGAUGUAAAAGUUUUGACUGGUAUCUGAAAAAUGUUUAUCCAGCAUUGAAGCCAAUGCACAACAUUGUGGCCUAUGGAAGAAUGAAAAACUCACUGGAUCAAAACAUCUGCCUGGAUCAGGGACCCAUUCCAGGCAAUACCCCCAUCAUAUAUUCCUGUCAUAUAUACAGUCCACAGUAUACCUACUACCACCUAACUGGGGAAUUCUAUGUGGGAGGACUGAUUGCAGAGAAAGGUGUUGAUGAUCGCUGCCUGACAGACCCUGGCUUUGGGGAGAAGCCCACUUUAGAACCAUGUUCCAAGGCAGCCAAAAAUGGACUGCACAUACACUGGGAUUUUAAACAGACACCUUCUCGUGCCUCCUCCGACAGCGCUCAGAGAAAAAGGGCCAUUUGAAGCCCUUUCUGUUGUUGCCUUUUGAGACUUCACAGCUGCUGGAUGGCCUAGAAACACCAAGUUAUGCAAACUUCGUCUUUCCAAUUUUAUGGUUUUCAUCCAUUUUCACACUCUUCCCACCUUCAGUCCUAACUUUCAUUUCUAUGCAUCUGUCUUAUCAACUUGAAUGGUGCAGAAAGGGAAGCAGGAUCACUGGAAAUCAGGGAUGGUCUAACAGGGGUGCGCUAACAGGGGUGUGGAGAAGGUUUUCGGGUCACACCUCAGGCUUAGAAGGCUUCCUGACCAAAGUGGGAUUUGAGGAGGUGAGUGAGGAGACAUGGACUCUCUCUGCUCCAGAGGCCUGAGACUGUCCCAAGGAUGUGGCCACAAGUAAACAGAGAACUGGGAGCAAAGAGAGCCAAAAAUAACUUUGCCUGGAUGGACUGAAAGGGCAAGGAAGAGAGGAGGGCAAGCCCUGGGACAGAGACAGGGUUGAACCUAAAGGAACACAGCAGUCAUCAAAAAUGUCUUCCGUAAUGCUGUCUCCCCAAGGAAUGUGGAGAGAAACAAAUGAAUACUUACUUACGUUUUAUCUUCCACUGUAAACAUUUCCAAAACAUAUAAAGGCAAAAAUAAAUAAAUAAUAAACAAACACAAAUCACAUGUGUGAUCUUACCACUUUGAGGUAAUAGUUACAAAUUUCUCUUUAUUUCCUUCUCUCUUUCUUUCUUUGAAUCUGUGUCUGGCUAUGUUUAUACAUUACAUAAAAUUAGGACCAUAGCUUACAUACAGUGGUAGCCUGAUUUUUUUUUUAAGUUUAGUAUUUUGUAUAGAAAUCCAGCAUUUUUCACUAGUCUGUUAUUCAAGGAUUUAGAAAAGUCAUCUGUCAAAAGACAGAAGUUACUAGUACAGGCUUUGGAAAAUACCUCUCUAGAACAAUGGUGUCUGUGUGUUUCUUGCAGGCACAGGUUUGGGGUGGAGCAGACCCCCUCAGACUACCAGCCCAGCACAGGGUGCCUGCUGUUCUGAGGACAAAGAAGGCAGACAGAGGCACGUUAGGAAAAACAGAGCUCUGUUCUCCCAGGGUGGGGUGAGAGGGAGCCCAAAGGGCCGAAGCUG